AUGUCGCAGCCCAAGAAAAGAAAGCUUGAGUCGGGGGGCGGCGGCGAAGGAGGGGAGGGAGCUGAGGAGGAAGAUGGCGGAGAGCAGGAGGCGGCCCUGCCGCGACCCCGGAGGGCUAGGCGGGAGCGGGACCAGCUGUACUACGAGUGCUACUCGGACAUAUCCGUCCACGAGGAGAUGAUUGCGGACCGCGUCCGCACGGAUGCCUAUCGCCUGGGCAUCCUGCGGAACUGGUCAGCACUGCGGGGCAAGACUGUCCUGGACGUGGGCGCGGGCACCGGCAUUCUUAGCAUCUUCUGUGUGCAGGCCGGGGCCCGGCGCGUGUACGCGGUGGAGGCCAGCGCCAUCUGGCAACAGGCCCGGGAGGUGGUGCGGCUCAACGGCCUGGAGGACCGGGUGCACGUCUUGCCGGGGCCAGUGGAGACGGUGGAGUUGCCGGAGCAGGUGGAUGCCAUCGUGAGCGAGUGGAUGGGCUACGGACUCUUGCACGAGUCCAUGCUGAGCUCUGUGCUCUACGCGCGGACCAAGUGGCUGAAGGAGGGCGGUCUUCUCCUGCCGGCUUCCGCCGAGCUCUUCGUGGCGCCCAUCAGCGACCAGAUGCUGGAGUUGCGCCUAGGCUUCUGGAGCCAGGUGAAGCAGCUCUAUGGUGUGGACAUGAGCUGCCUGGAGAGCUUCGCCACGCGCUGCCUUAUGGGCCACUCGGAGAUCGUGGUGCAGGGUUUGUCUGGGGAGGAUGUACUGGCCCGGCCGCAGCGCUUUGCUCAGCUGGAGCUGGCCCGCACCGGCCUGGAGCAGGAGCUGGAGGCUGGGGUGGGCGGACGCUUCCGCUUCAGUUGCUACGGCUCGGCGCCCAUGCACGGCUUUGCCAUCUGGUUCCAGGUGACCUUCCCCGGAGGGGACUCGGAGAAACCGCUGGUGCUGUCCACUUCGCCUUUUCAUCCGGUCACGCACUGGAAGCAGGCACUCCUCUACCUGAACGAACCUGUGCAAGUGGAACAAGAUACGGACAUUUCCGGAGAGAUCACGCUGCUGCCCUCCCGGGAUAACCACCGUCUCCUGCGCGUGCUGCUGCGCUACAAAGUAGGCGACCAGGAGGAGAAGACCAAAGACUUUGCCAUGGAGGACUGA
This is a messenger RNA of Puma concolor (puma), 1128 nucleotides long. RefSeq names its product protein arginine methyltransferase 6 (gene PRMT6). NCBI's taxonomy places the organism in Eukaryota, Metazoa, Chordata, Mammalia, Carnivora, Felidae. Gene Ontology annotation, molecular function: histone methyltransferase activity; protein-arginine N-methyltransferase activity. The record is from RefSeq and is a predicted model, not a curated record. Gene Ontology annotation, biological process: peptidyl-arginine methylation, to asymmetrical-dimethyl arginine; chromatin remodeling.